AUGGCGUCCACCAUGCAGCUCGAGUUCACGCAAGCGAUGACCGACUUCAAAACUAUGUUCCCUGAUAUGGACGACGAUGUUAUUGAAGCCGUACUUCGAGCUAACCAAGGCGCUGUAGACGCUACCAUCGACCAGCUUCUAGCGAUGAGCACUGAUAACCAAAACGAGAGGCUUCGUCUAGAAAUAGAAAAGGUAGAAAGCAGUUCACCGUCCCGUCGUAAAGAUUUAAUUAAAAGGAUUUCUAGAGGUGUCGAAAAUGGUGACGACAAUGAUACUACGGCGCUUGUAAACGUGGAUGAGGAAGCAGUCCCUCUGUCGGUAAAAAGAAAAUGGGUACCGCGACUAUUGGGCCCAUUACCUCCUAUGUUCCUGCGAAUACCGCCCGGUACUGAUGCCAGAAUCGACUUAAGCCUGGAGAUGGACGAUGAUCGUAUCGCAACGUUCCUGCAAAACGAAGAAUUCAUGGCAGAACUUCGAUGGAAUCAAGAAUUCAUAGCUGCAUUAGAUAGCGAACAAGGAAAUAAAACAAAAUGUCACGAUGACGAAGCAGCGUUUAAAGAAAGGCUAAAAAAUAUGGGGAAAAUGUCUCGCAAGAAGUUCGCGCAACUGUCCCGCAUGUUUACACGUGGUGGGUCUCGACGUAGCGGCAGUGCGAGGGCACCGUCCCGGGGGCCGCCAGACAGCUUACUGCUGCAAGAGGAACACAGCGACGACGAGGACAGACCACAUCCACAGAAUAUCAAAAUA
This is a messenger RNA of Brenthis ino (lesser marbled fritillary), 747 nucleotides long. The record is from the annotation of a GenBank genome assembly. NCBI's taxonomy places the organism in Eukaryota, Metazoa, Arthropoda, Insecta, Lepidoptera, Nymphalidae.